Brassica napus (rape) is the source of this 2161-nucleotide messenger RNA. RefSeq names its product bifunctional protein FolD 4, chloroplastic-like. Gene Ontology annotation, cellular component: cytosol. Lineage: Eukaryota; Viridiplantae; Streptophyta; Magnoliopsida; Brassicales; Brassicaceae. The transcript is spliced from 4 exons. The record is from RefSeq and is a predicted model, not a curated record. Gene Ontology annotation, biological process: tetrahydrofolate interconversion. Gene Ontology annotation, molecular function: methylenetetrahydrofolate dehydrogenase (NADP+) activity; methenyltetrahydrofolate cyclohydrolase activity. Bases 778 to 1824 code for a protein of 348 amino acids.
UAUUUUAAUAUUUUAGUAAAAUGAUAAAUCUAAUUAUUAUAUGUGCAUAUAUACUACUAAUUAUAAAAUUAACGAAUAAGAAAUAAAAAUGAAGAUAAACAUAAUAUAAAUACAUGAAAUUAUCUUUUAUUUUUAUUCACGUUUUCCAUUUAUUUUUCGAUAAUUUUUCAAAUAUUAAUUUUUUUAAUUAGUUAAAUAAUGAAAAUAAAUAAUGACUUAGCUAAAAAUAUGGAGAACAUAAGCAAAUUCACUUCUCAAAUAAUAGUAUAGAUAAAUAAAAUAUAUUUUGUUUAGAAAAAUAACAUAACACAAAUUAAAAUCACAUUUAUUAAAAAUUAAAAAGACUUCUUUGAUAAAGGAUUAAAAUUUAGUAUAUGUAGAGAGUAGCGUAGGAUUAGGGUACGGUUUAGAGUCUAAAGUAAUUUAAGCAUUUUACUAUUUAGUGAAUCGUAGUUAGGAAUUUUUUAUUUUGUAUAUUAUUUUUGUUAUAAAUUUGGUGAUAUCUAAGAGAUCUGCUCUAUAAUAUUUUAUAUUAUAUUAUAUUUUUGGAUCAUUAUCUCAUCUUUUGUAUAUAUGUGUUUACCACACAACCGAACGUGUUUACAAAUUUAAACGACAGAGGAAAUCCGAGGAUAAUUAUUUGCUUUUGUUAAGCCCUAAAGGAAUUGGACUAGGGAUAAUUUGCUUUUUAACAUAAACAUAGCUUGAGACUUACGUUGUUAGUUUAUACGAUCUUCGUAUCUCAUUCUCUUUAACCUAAGUACCGAGCAAUCUAUAAUGGCGUCUUUGAUGUUAACCGUUUCGACGUCUCCUCUCAUCCAUCCUAGCAUCCGCAACAAUGCUUUCAUGCCCCGCAGAUGCAUCGACCAAAUCCACUUACACACCACUCCAUCUAUCCGUGGCUGCACUCUCUCCGUUCGCUCCUCUUCUUCUCCGGAUACUGGAUUUACCCGUAUAGAUGGAAACAAAGAGGCAAAAAGUAUUAGAGAUGAAAUCAAAAUCGAAGUUUCAAGAAUGGAUGCAUCAAUACAUGUGGUUCCUGGAUUAGCUGUAAUCCUCGUUGGGGACAGACAAGAUUCCGCAAGUUACGUAAGCAAAAAAAAGAAAGCUUGUGAAUCUGCUGGGAUCAAAUCGGUUGAUGUUUGUCUACCUGAAGAUUCCUCCGAGGAAGAUGUGUUGAAAUAUAUCUUAAGCUUCAACGAGGAUCCUUCUAUCCAUGGAAUCCUUGUUCAGUUGCCUCUACCAUCGCAUUUGAAUGAACACAACAUUUUGAAAGCGAUUAAUCCAAAGAAAGACGUUGAUGGAUUUCACCCACAAAAUAUGGGACUUCUAGCCAUGCGGGGACGUGAACCCGAUUUUGUUCCGUGUACUCCAAAGGGAUGCAUCGAGUUAUUGCACAGAUACAACGUUGAGGUGGAAGGAAAAAGAGCUGUUGUUAUCGGAAGGAGUAACAUUGUUGGUAUGCCAGUUGCUCACUUACUGCAGAAUGAGGAUGCAACUGUUACCACUAUCCAUUCAAAAACCAAGAACCCUGAAGAAAUCGCACGGGAAGCUGAUAUCCUAAUCGCAGCGGCUGGGCAACCAAACAUGGUUAGAGGAAGCUGGAUUAAACCGGGAGCAGUCGUCAUUGAUGUUGGGAUUAAUCACAUUGAGGAUCCAAGUGCUCCGCGUGGCCGUCGAUUGGUUGGAGACGUUUGCUAUCAGGAGGCUUGCAAAGUUGCAUCAGCCAUCACACCAGUUCCUGGUGGUGUAGGACCAAUGACCAUAGCGAUGCUUCUAUCCAACACAUUAACAUCGGCUAAGAGAAUUCACGAAUUCGAGUGACCUUUGAGGAAGAUUGAUGGCACUUUUUUUAAUUAACCAGUUUUGCUCUUUUGGAUCCAAUAUUUUAUCUGGUCUUUCAUAAAAUGCACCCCAACAGAGUUUUAGGUCGGAUAUAAAAUUGUUAUUGUUUUACAUUUGUUUACUUCUUGUCGAUUUGUUUUUGUCAUUUGAUUCAGAACUAGUUUGAACUGAUCCUAAACUCAGAUUUUAAAUUACACCAUUAACGAUGACUUAUUUUUGUUGGUAUCUAAAAGAAGGGCCAAAACCUUUUGGCUUGUUUAUAGAGUUGACAUAGUAUCCUACGCCAAACGACAGUAACCAGUAAGCAGCAGCUAUC